Molecule: messenger RNA, 3921 nt
Organism: Rhinichthys klamathensis goyatoka
Lineage: Eukaryota; Metazoa; Chordata; Actinopteri; Cypriniformes; Leuciscidae
Gene: zc3h11a
Product: zinc finger CCCH-type containing 11A
Exons: 16
Coding region: 1009-3378 (789 amino acids)
Molecular function (GO): metal ion binding
Source: RefSeq, a predicted model, not a curated record
CGUUAUUCACAAACGCUGAUUUUGUAAGACGCACUCUGAAUUUACAGGUGCGGACACAAAAUCGGCGAAAUAUGAAUUCGUAUAAUACCAAUUUUAAAACGUGACAAGUGUGGUUUAACGUGGUCAAAAAAAGAAGGCAAGAGCCAAAAUGUGGAACUUAGAUUCUCAAGACAAUUUCGUAUUUCAAAUUGUUUGUAUGCAUUAUCACAGUUUAUUGUGUCCAAUUACAUGUUCUAUGAAUCCAAAAACAUGUCUCCCAUGAAAAUAUUUUCAAUGUAAUAUAUAUUGUGUUCCUGUCCUUAUUCAAAUAACCAAUUAUUCAGCACAUGGGGAGUGUUUUUGUCUUCUUUUUGAAAUGUAGGUUAUGCAAGACCUUGUCCUUCAUUCCAGAGGACAACUGGAUUUGGAUAAUGAAUUGGCUUCCCUGAAGAUUGCUGCUGCUUCUUCUUUUUUUUUCUCACCAUAGGUUUUUGUUUUUCCCCUAUUGGGUAUUUUUUAAAUAAAAAAAAAGUUCCAGUCUACCCCCUUUAAAUUUUCCACCUGGCUUCAGGAGACGAAGAUAUCCCUCCUUUUUUUUCCUUUCCAAGAUAUCCAGUCCCAUCUUUGCCCUCGGCUAUUCUUUUUGACAACAUCUAGCUUGACGAUUUUUUUUUAAAUUCCCCCAAACCCCUUCACCACUCAAUUAUCAACAAUAUUGGAGAGAGAGAAAAAAAAACACGAAACGGACAUUUUCCUCCAUCUGCCAAUUUUUAACAGCAGUCUGAUGGGAACAGGUCUCUAAGAGGCAAAAGUUGCCCCCUCUUCCCCUGUUCAGUCUUUACUCAUCAGUCAAGUAUUCCUUCAGGAUCAACACAGUGCGGAGCGACCCUUCAAGAAGCGCUUGAGAUCACCAGGGAACGUCUCAGCCACUGCAGGGAGAUUCACGUGGACCCUGUCGCAGACAUCCGGAACGAGAUUCCAGCAUCAGUGAAGAGCUCCUGACCUGGAAGAGUACAAACUUGUGCCAGAAUGACCAUGCAAGGAGAUGACUGCUACUUCUUCUACUAUUCCACCUGUACUAAGGGUGACAGCUGUCCUUUUCGACACUGCGAAGCCGCCAUGGGUAGCGAGACUGUCUGCAACCUGUGGCAGGAGCAAAGGUGCUUCCGUAACAUCUGCAAGUUUCGACAUAUGGAAAUAAAGAAAAACCGUAAAGUAAUCGCAUGCUAUUGGGAGAACCAGCCAGCUGGCUGCCAGAAACCUCACUGUGCUUUUCAUCAUGAGAAGCCACGCAUCAUUGAUGGGAAUUAUUUUGCCCCAGACAAAGGUCAAGCAAAGGAGAAAGAAGAGACCCCACACGAGGACCAAGUCAACCAAGUCCCUGCGCCCACUGCAAACCCUACUAACCCACAGCUUAGAGGGGUCAUUAGAACUGAGACCCAGGAGAACGUCCCCAGCCCUACCCAUCCACCUGUGGUCAUCAACCCCGUGGAUGAUGAUGAUGAGGAUGAUCAAUUCUCAGAGGAAGGAGAUGAAUCUCUCGGAGGCUCACCCCGGAAACUGAUCACAUAUAAAGAUGAUUCGCUGAACUUUGGUAUCCAGACACUGGAGGAGAUCAGAUUGAGGAAAGCACUCAUGGCCAACCUGAAGAAAGCUGGGCAGUCCACCAUGCAGAGCUCUGCCCAAAACAAUGGAACUGCUAUUGAAAAGGAAAACAUUCAGUCUCUUUCACGUCUGGAAGUAAACAAUGCCAAGAAUGAUUCGUUUGUUAAUGAAACUGGAAAAAGAAAAAUUUCAGACAGACUUGGGAAAAGAAUUUUGAAAAGAGAUGGUCCUGUGGAGGAAGAGCUACCUUUGAAACGAAGCCUUGCUGAACGACUCGGUGCAACUGUUGAAUCCUCCACAGACGUUUUACCACAGAAAGCUCAGAAACCAGUGCGAGAAAGACUUGGAUUGACCUCCGACCUGCCCAGCUCCAACAGCGAGCCAAAACCAUCCGGAGACAUCCGUAUAAAAACCCUUGAGGAGAUUCGGCAAGAGAAGGCAGCCAAAAGCCUCAAAUCGAGUAAAGUUGUGCGUGUUGUGAAAGAAGUGCCGAAGGAGGAGCCGAACCCUUCCAAGAAAAGUGUCAAACCUGCUGGUGGACCACAAGUUAAGACUUUCUCUGAAAUCCUUCACGAAAAGAAAAAAAUGCAGGAGAAAAAAGUCCAGGAAAUGAACACGACUGCCAAAAGUCCAGAGGGGAAUGAAGGACUUUGCUCUGCAGAAGCUGCAGUCAAGGCCCCUGUGCCAGCUGCGGAGGUACGAGUUAAAACGCUGGAGGAAAUACGCAGGGAAAAGGCUGCAAGGAUGCAAGCACAACUUCAAGAGUGCACAGACGACAAGACCCCAACCUCUAGUGAAGCAGAGUCAAGUGGACCUCCAAAAAGGCGCAUUCUGCGUGUUAAUAAAGCCACUACUGCUGUCAGCACUGUAGGUCAAACAAAACCAGACACAUCUGAUAAGAAACGGGAACCCGCUACAGAGACAAAUGGAAAAGGCGAACCCUCCAGUGUGCCUGUUAAAGUGAAGACGUUUGAGGAGAUCAUGCGUGAGAAGAGACUCCGCAAGCUGCAGGAGGAGCAAGUCACCUCCACCAACCAGAAAGACGCAUCACCUGCUGCCUCUCCGCCAGCAUCAGAAUCCUCCGCCCAGCCUCAAACCACAGUGAGACCGAGGAUCGCCCUCAAAGCCAAGCCCUCUCCGCUCCCUGCUGCUGUAGUGCCUCAGAAAAGCUCCCCCGAGCGGUCUGGAGAUAGUACUCCAUCGUCAAACACACCAAAGCCCUCCACCUCUCCGGUCAUUCCUGUCCAGCUAACUGAGGGAACUAUGCAAAUUGUGGAGAAAAAGGUGAAGCCCAAGGUGAACGUGAAGCCAUCAGUAAUGAAGCCGGCCCAGAGGAGGAAAGCUGCAAAAGUGAACUCUGCUGUUGCUGAAGUGAAACCUCUUAACACUGCCUGUCAAUCACCUUCCUCCCUGGUUAUUCCCAACAAGCGCCUUAAGGUGGCUUCACCAACCUCUCUGACAGAUGUUCGGUUCGACACUCAGCAGGUGCCCUGCUCUAACACAGAGGAUAUUCAAAUGGUUCCUAUGAGCUGCCUUGAGCCUGCCAGUACUACAUCAGCUGAGACCGUUGCAGUCCCUCAAAGCCCUGUGAUCAGAACACCCAGUGUGCAGCGCAAUCGGCGGUCCAGCACCACUUCUGGUCGAACUGCUGCUGUUACCAGUUCAUCGAUGGAUGACUUUGAAGACCUGUUAGAUGAAUUUACUGAUGAUCGGCUUGAGGAUGACUUGGAAUUGGAUUCGGGCAAGGGAGAGGAUGACCUUCUUUUAGAACUCUCAGAGAUGAUUGACAGCUAGAAAUGAGCGAUGUCACCCCUUUACUUAACACUGCCACUAUGAAUAUAAAAGGACUGAGACAUAAUUCAACCCACAACAUUUUAAAAUAAGAUUUAUUUUCAAACUCUGAUAGAUCUGUUUUAUUGCUCCUUUUAGAUUUUUCUUGUCAAUGUAAAUAUUUCUUCAUCAUCAAAUAGUGCUUUAGAGUUCUUUUCUUUAGUUGACUUCUUAAAGCUGUCAAAAAUGGGGAAAAAACGUAGUUGUUGCAGGUAUGAGCAAGCAAUCAUAAGACAGCCUCAGGUAUAAUGAUUGUGUUGGAGGUCAUGUUAGAGCACUAGUCAUCAUGCAUUAUAGGCAGGAAGUUUUCAGUUGUGUACUGUGUAUGCCGGAAUUAUUAUUUUUUAUUUUUUUGUAUUGGAGAGGCACAGCAAGACAACAUAUUUCUCAGUGUUCAUUUUGAGUCGCAUGCAUUAAUCUGAGUUAUUAAAUGUUCUUUGGCUGUCAUUAUCGACAUUAUUUUAACAGGUCAUCUCACUAACCUUUGAUCUGCUUUAGGAAAAACAU